This is a messenger RNA of Magallana angulata, 5075 nucleotides long. RefSeq names its product VWFA and cache domain-containing protein 1-like. Lineage: Eukaryota; Metazoa; Mollusca; Bivalvia; Ostreida; Ostreidae. Gene Ontology annotation, cellular component: voltage-gated calcium channel complex. Gene Ontology annotation, molecular function: voltage-gated calcium channel activity. The record is from RefSeq and is a predicted model, not a curated record. The transcript is spliced from 24 exons. The coding region runs from base 104 to 3562 and encodes 1152 amino acids.
CAUGUUCCAGGUCAGUGAUUCUGGUAAAUCCCAGAUAAAUACUGCUUGGUGUUCAGUUCUUAAGGGAUAAGCUGAUGGAAAACAGUUCCUACUGAAGAAAACCAUGAUUCGGUAUUCAGUGUUGAUUGCUUUCUUCUUGCCCUGCCUUAAUAUGGCACAGGAUAUGAAUCAACUGAGAGGCGAGAAAUUUUCACAUGAACUUCAAAGAAUGGAUUUAUAUGGGAUUGGAGCUCCAGAUCUCCAGGCCUAUUACGAUAAACUCACAUACUACAAUACUACAGACAAAGGAGCCGACAUUGUAAAGAAGAUGGCAAACAAUUUACAGCAGAUGUUUGAAACAAUGACAAAUCAACUAAAGAAAGUUAAAGGAGCCAUAGAACAACACUUUAACGAUUUUAGUACAACUCCUCAGAACAGUUUUUCACAAUGUUGUAAAAUCAAUGGAACAUAUAACCCAAAAUUUAGGACAGAGGUAUUAGAGACAAAUGCAUGUAUUUCGCGAUCUUUUACUUCAAACCGUUUCCCAAACAAAAAAAUUGAAGACGUAAUGAAAGAAAACUAUCAAAAUAAUCCAACUUUAUUAUGGCAAUACUUUGGAGGGAGUGAUGGAACUUUUCUCAUCUUCCCGUCCCAUAGAUUCAGCGACAAUUGUGUUUCCUAUGACCCGAGAUCUAAGCAAUAUUAUGUGGCAACAGCGGCUAACAAACCAAAGGAUGUCGUAGUAGCAGUAGAUGUUUCCGGGGUGAUGGGCAUGCGCAGUAACCACGAAUCCAUGACAUUGUUCACAGUGGCCCGUAUGGCUGUCGAUGACGUAAUUAAUACGCUUAAUCCAAACGACAGGAUUGGAUUGGUUGUUUUUAACAACACAGCUAGUAAGCCUCCGAAAUGCCAUCGUUCUCAGUUAGCAAAGGCGACGACAACAAACAAAGAAAUGCUGCGCCAGUUUGCCGCUUCCUGGACGUUUGGGGGUCAAUCAAAUUAUAGCGAGGGAAUUAAGGAGGCGUUCUCAUAUUUUGAUAUCAACGAAACAAAAUCUCAAGGGAGUUCUAGAGAAUCCAUCAUAUUGUUCUUGGCUGCUAGUAAUUCUGAUGCUGAUCCAUUAGAUGUUAUUAAAACUGAAAACGAGGCUCGUAAUAACUCUGUUAUCAUUUUAACAUAUUCAUUUGGAAAAGAUAUCAAUUCUUACUGGAAGGAAGUUUUAACAAACAUGAGCAAACAAGUUAAGAACGAUAAUUCAUAUGGACAGAUAAAGGAAGGCACAUACACUCAUGUUGAAGAAGACUCUUUAGUCCAUUCUAAGAUGGCUUCCUUCUACGAAGAUCUUUCAAUCGCCAAUUUGGGUGACGAACCGGUGUUUUCUGUCCCUUAUGUAGAUAAACGUUCUAAUAACACCGGACUAAUAACAUCACUUUGUCUCCCUGUGGACAUAUCCGGGGAAUUAGUAGGAGUCACAUGUACAGAUAUUCUCCUGGACGAAUUGCUCUCCGAUAUAACAAAUUUCAAGCAAGGAGAGCUCUCUUACGCAUUUAUGAUAGACGGUCAAGGCCGGGUAAUGGUGCACUAUUUGCAGCCAACACCAAAUGCUAUCACCAUUAAUCCAGAUCCUAUUGAUAUUUAUAAAUUAGAAACAAGUCAGGAAGCAAAAUCAAUGAUUGAGUCAAUGAAAAGAGGAGAGACUGGCAACAAAACAUUUGAAUACUUUAGAACGAUAUCGAGAGGAGUUUUAGAAUACGAGGGGAUUGAAGUGAGAGUAGUAGAGGCAGAAUACAGCUGGAGAAAGGUUCCUGGUACAAAUUUCUCAUUGUGCGUUGUACUUGGAAAAAAUGACCAACAAAGACGUUUACGACAAAAUCAAGAACUGUUACUGAUCAACGGAAAUGAAGUGUUCUUUUACCACAGACUUGACCUAAAUAGCAAACGUACUCAGAAAUGUAGGGAAUAUGAUCGUUAUUCCACAAAAGAACAUUCAAUGGUUAUGCUGACAUCUCAUGCCUUCGAGACACCUUACGAGUACCUUUAUCAGAAAGAAACGCAAACCGAUGUUACCAUGUAUACAGAAUACCUCAACAAUGUGGUAGAAUAUCAAACAAAUCGGUAUCUAAAACUAAAGGCAAAUGUAAAAAGCAGUAUUCAGGCAACAUUUGAGGCAGAACAAAUCUGGAAAAGAAAUCAGGAACAAUCUAAGUUUGUAGUUUGGCGCUACUUGGGGACACGUGAUGGUCACGUGCGAGUUUAUCCAGCCGUGGAGAUUGCAAAGAAUUAUGAUCAUUUCACAAGACCUUGGUGGAGAAGAACGCUGGCUCAAAAGGGCAAAUUUGUUGUUAUAUCCCCAUACAAGGAUAACUGGGGAGCUGGCCUUAUAGUGACUCAGUGUAAAGCUGUAUACGAAGGGAGGAGAAGUGGAUUGCACUCAGAGGCUGAUAUUGUAGAUGUUGUUAUGUGUGUUGAUUAUCCGUACCCGUAUUUCAGCCGCAUGUUCUUGAACACCAACCCAGAAUGCAACAGUAAUGAAUACCGUUGCAUGGUAAUUGACAGAAGUGGUUUUCUAGUAAUUUAUCCAAGUUUCUCUGAUGCAACCGAUGAAAGAGACAUUAAAAUGAAACACUUAGGAUCAAAGGAAAAGAAUACUAUGGUUAAACUUCUCCAAGACAAGAUUAUCGAAAGAGAAAGCUGUUUCGAUAUAGAAACCAAAAAGCAGUUCUUUUCUUAUCGUGUACUUCCUCUGGAUAAUGCUGAGCCCGUGGAUAAGCUUUACACCAGGGGAUAUAAGAUUGUACCUGUGCAUAAGAGCAACAUUUACAUCAUCGUGAUAAAGAUAGACAUUUCUAGCAAUAGCCCAGAUAGCUGUUGUAUGGUAUCAAACGUGUCUCCACUAGAGAACAAAUGCAGAGAUGAAGAAUCGGAUUGUUGUUUGUGUUACAAAGUCGUACCAUAUGAUUCGUGCCAAGAAAAAACAACAUCAGGGCAGUCAUACCAUAUAUGUAGUGCUAGAUUACCAGACGAAAACACUGAAUUUGCGAACGAUACGGAUAAAAUUAAAACCCUGAGUCCUUGCUUUGAUGCUGGAUGUGAUUACCGAAAAGACGAGGAAAAUUGUUACAAGGUGGCAGGAUGCAGCUGGUGUAAAAAAGACGAGUUUGGGGUUGAUUUUUCACCCGACAAACAGUGCUGCAAUAUCUUUGAGACAUGUCCUUUUGGAAAAGUGCAAAAAUCAAAAAAGUCACGAUGCAGUUCUGUUAAACGGGAGACGCCUUCCCCUUCUUCAACAAGCAAUGAAACUUUGAUUGGUGCAGCGAGUGGAGCAGGGUUAGCUGUUAUCUUGGUCGUUAUCAUAAUCAUUGUCAUCUGCAGAAAUCGAAACAAAGCAAACAGCGAGAAUACAGGUUACCUUACGGCAGUUAAUGAUAAUGCAGGUUAUGCCAGGGCAGGUGAAAUCAACUAUCUCCAUGAGGAAACGGAAAAUGCUCAUCACUUAAACCAAUAUGCAGGCAUGGGUAAUUCUGGCGAUGGAAGUAUAUCUAUACGGUCGGCGCAGAAAUCUUCUCAGAGAAAACAAAUGUAAUCUGCCAAUACCAAAAACUAUUAUUAUGUGUAUGUUAUAUUAUUUACCUGAUGUGAUUUUUCUUGAUAUACAAUUUUCAAAGUGCCUUGGUGAAUGAUAUGUUCAUUAAUUAACUCCACCCGAAAUGGAAAAUGCUACAGUAACAGCUCGACUUGUGUUUGCCUUUCAUAAUAAUCGAAUAAAGACAUUGUUCUAGACACCUGAAACUAAACAAUGCCAAUUAGAUAAUGUGGUGUAAUAGACAUUUGUAAGCAAAAUACACACAAUGCAUGUAUUGAUUUUGGUAAGAAACCUCACAAUUGUCUUUUCAAUGUUUACAGUCUUUCUUGCAUGUACAAUUUAUACUUAUAGAUAAAGGCAUUUUGCAAAUGAACUACAAAAUGCCUGCACCAGAGUACUUGCUUACACAUUUGGUAUUCUAACACGUGUGAUGAUGUCCGUAAGGUACAACUGAAUUUUAACUGAUAAGUUAUUAUUGUGAAAUAAAUCAAAAACCUACUUUCAUUUUCGAUGAACAAACCUGAAAUAGCAAAAAUGAGAGUAAGGUUGUGGACACGCUUUGGCGGAUCCAAGUCAGGCAUAGUUUCGAUCAAAAUAUAACUUUUUUUAAAAUAAUUAUCUGCAUGCAAAUGAAUAAUAAUGAAUAUUCAGCGUGUUUUAAUUUCAUUUUCAUACCACGACAGAUUGGUUGUAAACCCUAGACAUUAAUUGUAAACAUUAAGGAACAGAUUAUUGUAUAUUACGUUUAUUUGGAUAAAUGAUAUAAGCAUAAAACUGGGGAGUUUAACGUGGAUGCCCUCCCCCCGCCCUCCUCCAAAUUGUUUUUAUCUUAAAUUCUUAUUUUGGACAGUAAUAGAAAUUAUAUUGAAAAUUGACCUAAAGAACAAUUUUCAAACUUAAGAGAGAGAUACACUAAAUAACCAUUCACUGGUUUGGAAUAAAUGCAUCUAAAAAGUUUGUUUUCUUUAUUUCAAUUUUAAAUAAUGUUAAACUGUUAAUAUUCCCGCGGUAGCACGGGUAACCAUUUAGUCUUUCAAAAAGGUAAAAUCCAUAUAUUGGGAUAUUGUUGAGAGCGUCAACAGGUUGUUUUUAACUAUGGAUCUUUAGACAGUUGGCAUUAAAAUCCUGAUUACCCGAAGCUUGACCAUAGGUCAUAUCCUGAUAAUUAUAAAUUCAGAUAUGUAAAUUAUAAUUUACAGUCGUUACAUGUAACUAUAUGUAACAUAUUGUAAACAUAGUUUCACAAAUGAUUGGUGUUUUAGUGUUCAUUAUAGCUAAAAUUUCUAAACUAUGUUUUCUCAAGUUGGGAAAUAUUUACGGACUGAUAAUUUCCGCUGUUUAAAAUUGAUCCUGUCUUGCAUGUACACUGUAUUUGUACGUAUAUAUUAUAUGUUUUCUAAUGUAAACAUACAUUUCGAUUUAUUUUUAUAUUUUAUUUUUAUAUACUUGCUUUGAUUACUAAUAUGUAUAAUUUAACUACCGCUGAUUUGAUUGUAAUUGAUAUUGAACAGCA